Myotis davidii is the source of this 1466-nucleotide messenger RNA. It is a transcript of the gene CUNH8orf34, whose product is annotated as chromosome unknown open reading frame, human C8orf34. The coding region runs from base 6 to 1466 and encodes 486 amino acids. NCBI's taxonomy places the organism in Eukaryota, Metazoa, Chordata, Mammalia, Chiroptera, Vespertilionidae. The record is from RefSeq and is a predicted model, not a curated record. The transcript has 12 exons.
AAUUAAUGACGAAAUUAAUAACUGAGACGCCUGACCAGCCAAUCCCAUUUCUCAUUGAUCAUCUUCAGUCCAAACAAGGAAACCGAGGGCAGCUUCAGCGAACUUUAUCCGGAUCUGCGGCUCUCUGGGCAGAAAGUGAAACAGCAGAACAUAAAGGAACAAGGAGGGAUUUGAGAAGCUAUGCUAAGCCUUGGCAAUUAAAUGCAAAGAAGCCCAAAAAGUCAAAAAGUGACCUUGCUGUCUCUAAUAUUUCUCCACCGUCACCAGAAUCCAAAUCAUUGUCAAGGUCAGUAGAUCAUCCUAAGUGGAACUGGCGAACUAAACCAGGAAGCCGAGAUUUUGAUGAAUUGAACCACAUCCUUCAAGAGAGCAGGAAGCUGGGAAAAGCCCUUGAGAAGCUCUCUCGAAGUAUUGCAAUUUCAGAUGAACUUGAUAAGGAAACAGUGGCAUGUAAUUCUUCUCUUCUAAGACCCCGUGUAAUUGGAGAAUGGAUUGGCCGAGAAGAGAAUGAUGCUGACCCAUUAGCAGCCGAAAUGCUACAGCCCCCAAUUCCAAGAAGUAAAAAUGAACAAUGGGAAAGUGAAGAUAGCAGCUCUAGCCCCACAGGAAGCUUAAAGGUGGAACCCAAGACCAAGGGAUUAAAACAGCAGCAACAGCAACAUAAGAAACUGCUGGCAGCGAUGCUCUCUCAAGAUUCUUUUGAGUCUAUUCACAGCCCUACCCCACCCGUAACAGAAGAAGAUAUUGAUAAUGAAGAUGAUGCGAUGGAAUUGCUGGAGGAUCUUGAUGAUUUAAGAAUGGAGGGAGUGACUACUCUGGCACCUUCUGGGAGCAAAUUUAAUCUAGGUCGUGCUACUCACCCUGUUGAACUUCAGGCCAAGGUCACACUGAACAUCUGUUCAAGGUGUGCCAGACUUCAAGGAGACAACUUGGCAGAAAGAACAGAGGAGAUGACACAAAUACUUCCUUCUCCAGAUGAAAUAAUCCUGGAUUCUUUGAAUUCCCAGACCUGGCAGGCAAUCUUUUUGGCUCUUCUGCUUCUGAUCCUAGCUGUUCUCACAAAAUGCAAACACAUGCAAAAACAUUGUAAUAAACCUCAAUGUUCAGUCAUGUUCGGUAAGACUUCAAAAGAUGUUUGCUUUGAACUUGGUUCUAAAGAUGGGCAUACCUUCAUGAGAAUGAAAGAUAUCUUCUUACUCUCUAUGAUGUGGUUUGGCCCUUUCCAGGACCCUAAAGGAGAAGCCCCCAGUGGAGGACAGUCAUUGAAACACUACAUGGAAGAAGAUGAUUCUUUAAAGCAAUUGCAGGUGGUUCACCAACCAUGGAUCUUGCCAAGUGACACAGAAAGUGAAGGAGUGGAAGCAGAACAAGAGAAACGUUCUACUGACCUUCUUCUGUGUGUUCCGUGCUCUUCUUGUCCUACUCUGGUCUACUCUGGUAUGUUUGCUCAAGGCACUGACUGUUAG